AUGCAUCCUCUCUACUGGUUACUCAACCUUUGCGCUGCGCCAGAAAUAUGUAGUGGCGCCAUAAUCGAAGCCAACACGUCUAGCCAGGAGCCUUUACCUCCUAGCCAGGACCCGUGGUACACGGCACCCUCUGGUUUCGAGUCCAAACAACCCGGCGAUGUUCUUCGUAUACGAUCUGCACCAGGAAAUCUCACAGCUGUUGUUGGCAACCCAUCUGCAGCCUACCAUAUCCUCUACCGCACUACCGACUCCAGAGACCAGCCCUCUUGGGCUGUGACCACACUAUUCAUCCCUCCAUCUUUCUACUUCUCGCCUUCAGGCAAGGCAGCUUUGCUGUCCUACCAGUUCGCCUACAACUCAGCCAACCUCGAUUCCAGUCCAUCCAUUGGCCUGUACUGGAGAAUGGCCCAGAGGGAGUUAAAUCUUGGUAUCAAAUCCAAUGCUGAUUUCAUCAAUUGCAUGCUCUCCUUGGGCUGGAUUGUCAACACGCCCGACUUUGAAGGUCCGAAGGCGUCGUUUGGCGCAAGUAAACAAGCGGGCCAUGCGACUCUCGACAGCCUACGUGCGGUACUGGGACUGAUAAACCCACACGGCCACACUGAACCUAACACUGCUAUAUGGGGGUAUAGCGGCGGUUCCUACGCCACCUUGGCUGCAGCUGAGUUGCAAGCACAGUAUGCUCCCGAGGUUAAAAUUGACGGAACAGUUCUGGGUGGCCAAACCGAUAAUAUCUCGGCCAGUUUCGACAACUUGAACAAGAGCCCCAUUGCUGGGACCUUGAUCGCCUUCUUACUGGGCGUAACUUCGCCAUAUCCUGAAGCAACGGCAUAUCUCGAGAGCCACCUGGUCCCACAUACGAAAGAAGAAUUCUUAUCAUUGCGCCACAUAAAUGUUGUAGACGCGGUGAGACAGUUCUUAGGCAAGGAUAUUUACGCCUACUUCAAGGGAGGGGCCGCGGAUCUACAGGACCCGGCUCUGAGAAAGAUCUAUGACGAAGAUGUCAAACUUGGCUAUAGAGGAGUUCCAAAGAUGCCAAUGUUUGUGUACAAGGCCGUUGCAGAUCAAUUCUGUCCGGUGGACCAGACAGAUGCGACAGUAGCCCGGUUCUGUCGUGGGGGUGCCGACAUCACGUACGAAAGGAACACGGUGGGAGAGCAUGUUUCAGAGAUUGAGAAUGGGAAACCGAGAGCGUUCAAGUGGCUCUGGAGUGUGUUUGAUGAGUCUUACGAGCCGUCCACUACUGGGUGUAGAAUUCGGAAUGUGACUGUGAAGGUCGAUUCCGAGACUCAGUAG
This is a messenger RNA of Fusarium falciforme, 1293 nucleotides long. RefSeq lists its product as hypothetical. Gene Ontology annotation, molecular function: triacylglycerol lipase activity. Gene Ontology annotation, biological process: lipid catabolic process. The record is from RefSeq and is a predicted model, not a curated record. Bases 1 to 1293 code for a protein of 430 amino acids. Lineage: Eukaryota; Fungi; Ascomycota; Sordariomycetes; Hypocreales; Nectriaceae. The transcript has a single exon.